AUGUCUCGACAGAAGAGGAACCCCAAUUUUACGAAUGCUGAAAUAACUAUUCUUGUAGAAGAAGUAGAAAAAAGAAAAGAUGUUCUUUUCUCCAAGCACAAUUCCACCGUGACUAAUCAAGCCAAAAAGGGGGAAUGGGACCAUAUUUGUUCUAAAGUGAAUUCGGUCAAUACAAGUUACAUUAGUUCAGCAGAGGAACUAAAGAAAAAGUGGAGUGCCAUUUCCAGCGAAGAUGAGUCGAAUGAAGUGCAAAGAAAAGGGGAUUUCUUUACAGAACGUCUAUCAACGGACCAAUCAUUGGAAGUAUCUACGGCUACAACAACAGUCACUGCUACACGUACUGAAACUAGCAAACCUACAUCAACAUGCCUUAAUGCACCAACUAGGAAGCGGAAACAGGACCUGCAAUCACCAUCACUGGAAUUAGUUAAAAUUGAAAAAGAAAGACUGGAAAUAGAGAAAAAGAGAAUGGAGGUGGAAGCAGAAAGACUGGCGGUUGAGCAGAAACGGCUUAGUAUAGAGCAGGCUAGACUGCAAACUGAGCAAGAAAAACAUAAUAUUAAACUUUGUCAGUUGGGCAUUAUUUCUAAUGCUACAGUUACACCUGUCCAAUAA
Saccostrea cuccullata (small rock oyster) is the source of this 615-nucleotide messenger RNA. RefSeq lists its product as uncharacterized. Gene Ontology annotation, cellular component: nucleus. Bases 1 to 615 code for a protein of 204 amino acids. The record is from RefSeq and is a predicted model, not a curated record. NCBI's taxonomy places the organism in Eukaryota, Metazoa, Mollusca, Bivalvia, Ostreida, Ostreidae. The transcript is spliced from 3 exons.